This is a messenger RNA of Lasiodiplodia theobromae, 1116 nucleotides long. RefSeq names its product GTP-binding protein 1. Gene Ontology annotation, biological process: cytoplasmic translation. Gene Ontology annotation, cellular component: cytoplasm. The coding region runs from base 1 to 1116 and encodes 371 amino acids. The record is from RefSeq and is a predicted model, not a curated record. The transcript is spliced from 10 exons. NCBI's taxonomy places the organism in Eukaryota, Fungi, Ascomycota, Dothideomycetes, Botryosphaeriales, Botryosphaeriaceae. Gene Ontology annotation, molecular function: GTPase activity; GTP binding.
AUGGUCAACAUCACGGAGAAGAUCAAGGAGAUUGAGUCGGAGAUGGCGAGGACGCAGAAGAACAAGGCAACCGAAUACCAUCUUGGUCUACUUAAAGGAAAGCUUGCUCGACUUCGCGCUCAGCUUCUUGAGCCUACAGGCGGCGCCGGUGCUGGCGGUGGUGAAGGUUUCGAUGUCAGCAAGAGCGGAGAUGCCCGUAUAGCGCUGGUCGGCUUUCCUUCCGUCGGAAAGUCAACCUUCCUGUCCAAGAUCACCAAGACGAAGAGCGAGGUUGCUGCCUAUGCUUUCACCACCUUGACUGCGAUUCCCGGUGUGCUGGAGUAUGGCGGCGCUGAGAUUCAAAUUCUCGAUUUGCCUGGUAUUAUUGAGGGAGCCGCCGAGGGCAAGGGCCGUGGACGUCAAGUCAUUUCCGCCGCUAAGACGAGUGAUAUGAUUCUGAUGGUGCUCGACGCGACAAAGCGGGCUGAACAGCGCGCACUGCUGGAGGCAGAGUUGGAAGCAGUCGGAAUCAGACUCAACAGGGAUCCUCCGAACAUCUAUCUGAAGCAGAAGAAGGCAGGAGGCAUGAAGAUUACCUUCCAGACUCCACCCAAGAACAUUGACGAGAAGAUGGUCGGCAACAUCCUUCGUGACUACAAGAUGCUCAACUGCGAGGUCCUUGUUCGCGACGAGUACGCUACUGUCGACGAUUUCAUCGACGUAAUCAUGAAGGACCACAGAAAAUAUAUCAGAUGCCUCUACGUCUACAACAAAAUCGACAGCGUUAGCUUGGACUUCCUCGACAAGCUGGCAAGAGAGCCGCACACGGCGGUCAUGAGCUGCGAGCUCGAUCUGGGAAUUCAAGACGUCGUUGACCGGUGCUGGAAGGAGCUGAGACUGAUCCGUAUCUACACCAAGAGGAAAGGAGUGGAUCCCGACUUUGGCGAGGCUCUCAUCGUCCGCUCCGGUGCAACCAUCGAAGACGUUUGUGACCAGAUCCACCGGACCAUCAAAGAAUCGUUCAAGUACGCUCUAGUCUGGGGAUCCAGUGCAAAACAUGUUCCGCAGCGCGUCGGUCUGGGGCAUGUGGUCGAGGACGAGGAUGUGGUCAGCAUCGUUUCGGCAUUCAAGGCAUAG